Messenger RNA from Dimorphilus gyrociliatus, 2679 nucleotides. The record is from the annotation of a GenBank genome assembly. Lineage: Eukaryota; Metazoa; Annelida; Polychaeta; Dinophilidae.
GCCAGUCUACAAACUGCAGCGGUAAACUGGGAAUCGAUCGCUUCAGGAAAACUUUUCCAGCCUGCUAUAAAACAAUAUGCAGAUAGCCAUUACUUUUUAUCUAUUUUUUUCGGUUCAUUUGGUUUAUUCUAGGAAAUUGAAAGUCGGCGUUCAUGAGAAAUUACAAAGAGACGUUUACGACGCCUUAUUACUUAAUGCUCAACUUCGGAAUUCUGUUGAAGAUUUCUAUUUUGACAAUUAUACAAAUCUAUCUUCUUACGGCCAGAUAACUUCGUAUAGAAAACUAAUGAAAGACUACAAUAUUGAUUACGUGCUAGGAAUUGAUGAUGAAAAUUUUCAAAUAGCCGCAUUAUCAUUAAACGUUUCAUAUUUUGAUGUCUCGAAUUAUAUUGUUAGAAGGAAGAAUGAAGUUAACACGUAUAAAUUACAUCCAGAUCAGGAAACAAUCAAUAACUGUUUGCUGGAUUUAAUAUGUGCUUACAAGUGGAAGCAUGUGGCAAUAUUUUAUGAACCUCAUUACUUUAGGACGCUAAGAACCUUCUUCAAUUCGAGAUACUCCUGCAAUUUCCAUUUGAAAGUUCAUUUGUUCGAAAUAGAGGAGGAUGAGAGGAGCUAUAAUGGAAUUCUACUAAGUGCCAAACCUCACAUGCAUAUGUUGAUUAUAGCUAGAUUUGAAAUUGUAGUUUCUAUGCUGGAAAGGGCAACAUCUUUAGGAAUAAUCGCUAGUCCUUAUACAUGGCUGUUUAUAAACUUGAACUCUACGGAACUUCCAGAAAAAUUUCACGAUCUCCUCUACAUAAAUAUAACAUAUAUAUCCCUAAAGAAGACAGAUAAUUAUGGCCUCCAAGUUGCACUAGUGGACGAUGCUAUUAACUUUAAGGAAAAGUCGAAAAUGAGAAUUUAUGGAAAAACUGGAACAGUACAGUUCGAUGCGAAUGGCUAUAGAUCUAAUAUAUCACUCUAUGCGCAUGGACUAACGCCGAAUAGAACCAAAGCAAGCGUUAAAAUAGGCGUUUGGGAAAAUCAGUCGCCCCUAUUUGUCCAAAGGUUCAAAUUUUUUGGUAAGGAUAAAGUACCCGUCAAUCUAAACGGAGUGCUUAAAUCAACGCUAACCAGAGUUGUUACAAUUUUGGAAAAACCGUUUGUCAUGAAAACUGAAACCGGUUAUAAGGGAUUUGCUAUAGAUCUAUUGGAGGAAAUUGCCAAAGAUUUACAAUUUCGAUACGAAAUCUAUACUGUUCAUGAUCAAAAGUUCGGAUCGGUGCAGCCUGAUGGCACGUGGAGCGGUCUUAUUGGAGAGAUUUUAUCUCGUAAUGCAACCAUGACUAUUGCUCCCUUAACAAUGAACGCUGAGAGGGAAGUGGCUAUAGACUUUACAAAACCAUUUAAGACCAGGGGUAUUACAGUUCUAAUGAAAUCCCCUGAACACACUCCCUCUUAUUUUCAAUUUCUAAAGCCCUUGGAUAUCCUUGUCUGGAUAUCAGUCUUAAUAACAAUGGCCAUUAUAUCGGCACUUUUAUAUACUUAUGAAAAAUAUUCACAUUUACUACACUCUGCCCCGUCUGGUUUACAAGGCUACGAAUCUGCAUGGUUUGUUUGGGGUUCAUUAGUAUCUGGUGGAACGGAACAAACUCCGGGAACUAUUUCUGGUCGAUUAUUAUCAUCCGCUUGGUGGUUUUUCUGCCUUAUUCUCAUCUCUUCGUAUACGGCCAAUUUGACCGCAUUCCUAACUGUCAAAGUUAUUCAAACACCAAUUAAAACACCGGCUGAUCUUGCAGCUCAAACAAAAUUACCUUAUGGCACAGUUAGAGAUUCCGAUGUUCUAAUGUUUCUAAAUCAUUCGGACAUUGAGCCCUAUAGAACAAUGUGGAAUUCAAUUCAAUCAUCUCACAAAACAGUGAUCGUAAACAGCACCGAGGAAGGUGUCAAAAGAGUUAAACAAGGUAAUUACGCUUUUCUAUGGGACAAUACGGUCUUAAAUUUUAUUGCUGGGGAAAGUGAAGACUGUCAAUAUAUGGAGAUAGGCCCACCGUUCGAUUAUAAGGGAUUUGGUAUAGGAGUUCCCCCAGGCGCCAUCUACAGGGACGAAUUAUCUAUCGCAAUACUUAAAUUGCAAGAUAGUGGAAAAAUAAAUCAACUGGAAAAUAAAUGGUGGCCACCCAGCGCAUGCAAACCCAUCGAUUCACCAUCAACCGACAGUACCACAGAAUUAAAAAUGGUAAAUGUAGCUGGUCUCUUCUUUGUCGUCAUUUUCGGUAUAGCUAUAUCAGCCAUAAUAUUCAUUUGUGAAAUCUAUUCGAGAAAAAAGAAUCAGAAUCGAAGAGAUGAAAAAACGCGACAGAAAUUGGCAAGAUUAGAAGAAUUAUCGCGUUCUUUAAGUACCGGUCGUAAAUCGACAACUAGUUCAAGGCGUUCAAGCCGAAAUUCAAGAAAUGAUAUAAGAUUAUAAUAAAUACUUUAAUAAUUUUAAUAUUAAUAAUUAUACAAAACAGUAUUUGAUCGAAAUAAAAGAAAUCAUACUUUUUUUUAGGUUUUUCUUUAUUUUUAUGUCAAUUUCUUUUUUGUUAUCUAUCGUUGCUAUUAAUAAAAUAAUUACAUAUUUUGUUUUUUUAAAAAAAAAAUAAAGAAGACAAAGACUUUAAAAUUUUUUAGGAUAUAAUAGAAAAUUGAAUGUUUUCA